AUGGCACCCAUCGAACCCGUCGUCCCAUCGCUGCCAUCAUCCACUAUCCAGCAGCACAUCGAGAAUACCGCUGCUUCAUCGUCACCUUCGGUUUGGGAUCGUAUUUCAUCAUGGGCCUCAGAAAACAAGGCUCUAGUCUACACAAUUGCUGGUGUUGCGGUUGUCGUGACAAGCGCUGGUGUGGUAUACUAUUUGUCUGACACCGGUAGACCAACCCAGGUUUCUGGUCCAUCGGGAGAGAAGCGCAAGAGCAAAAAAGAACGGCGAAAGGAAAAGAAGGCGGAGCAGGAAAAGAAAGCCGCCACGUCGGAGAAAUCUGAAACAAAAGCGGCAACAGAGCAGGCACCAGAAGAACUCCCAGACGUUGAUGAGUCUAACGUGGACAGCCUACCUGCUCAGACGAGAGAACGCUAUGCUGGAAUCCUUAAAGCUGCCGGAAACAAAGCGUUUGGUUCAAAGGACUACAACCGAGCAAUCGAGCUCUAUGGGAAAGCAAUUCUCUGCAAACCUGAUCCUGUCUACUACUCUAAUCGCGCCGCCUGUUAUAACGCCCUCGGUGAAUGGGAGAAGGUGGUAGAGGAUACUACCGCGGCCUUGGCCAUGGAUGAUGAGUAUAUCAAGGCAAUGAACAGACGGGCAAACGCAUAUGAUAAGCUAGGAAAAUACAGCGAGGCCCUACUUGAUUACACUGCUAGCUGUAUCCUUGAUGGAUUUGCCAGUGACACUGGCAAAGCUGCGGUCGAGAGGUUGCUGAAACAAGUAGCCGAAGAGAAGGGCCGCGCUAUCCUCGAAGGAAAGGGCAAGAAGUUGCCUAGUGCUACUUUCGUCUCAAACUACCUCCAGAGCUUCCGACCCAAGCCGGUUCCAGAAGAGCUUGACGAAUCUGUUGAGUUGAAAGAAGACAGUGGCCUAGGGCAGCUCCGAAAGGGGUUAUUGGCGGUUGCCAAGUCAACUGGAGAUGGAUACGACGAGGCCGCACGAGCGUUUGAAAAGGCCUUGGAGCUAGGUGAACUCGGCAAGCUUGAAGCUUUGGCCCUCAAUAUGCGCGCCACCUUCACCUACCUAGCUGGAGAAGCAGCCGCAGCACUUACUGACUUAAACAAGAGCAUUGAGCUUGACCCAUCGCUUGUGCAGAGUUACAUCAAACGUGCCAGCUUAUACCUCGAGAUGGGCAACAGGGAAUCAGCACAGGACGAUUUCGACCUGGCUGUGACCCAGAACAAGGAUGAUCCCGAUAUUUAUUACCAUCGGGCACAACUUCAUUUCAUCCUUGGCGAGCUUGGAGAGGCUGCCAAGGAUUACCAAAAAUCAAUUGACCUUGACCGGGACUUCAUUUACUCACAUAUCCAAUUGGGGGUUACUCAGUACAAGCUGGGUUCUGUUGCAUCAGCGAUGGCUACUUUCAAGCGGACCCUCAAAAACUUCGAGAACGUGGCUGAGGUUUACAAUUACUAUGGCGAGCUUCUGCUUGAUAUGCAGAAAUUCUCCGAAGCCAUUGAGAAAUUUGACCGUGCCGUUGAACUAGAGAAAUCUAACAAACCCUGGAGCAUCAACGUUCUGCCCCUAAUUAACAAGGCUCUUGCUAUUUUCCAGUGGAAGCAGGAUUUCCAAGAAGCCGAAAACCUCUGCCAGAAGGCUCUUAUCAUUGACCCUGAUUGCGAUAUUGCGAUUGCUACCCUAGCUCAACUUCUUCUCCAGCAAGGAAAGGUUUCUCAAGCCUUGAAGUAUUUCGAACGCGCUGCCGAAUUAGCACGAACAGAGGCAGAGGUGAUAAACGCUGUCUCAUACGCCGAAGCCACUCGCGCCCAGCUCGAGGUGCAGGAGAAGUACCCUAAGCUUGCUGCCAGGCUAGCACAGAUGGGCGGUGCAGCUGGACUCGGUGCUCCUGGUGGUUUCUAA
Molecule: messenger RNA, 1899 nt
Organism: Trichophyton rubrum CBS 118892
Lineage: Eukaryota; Fungi; Ascomycota; Eurotiomycetes; Onygenales; Arthrodermataceae
Exons: 5
Coding region: 1-1899 (632 amino acids)
Biological process (GO): intracellular protein transport
Cellular component (GO): mitochondrial outer membrane
Molecular function (GO): protein binding; protein-transporting ATPase activity
Source: RefSeq, a predicted model, not a curated record